Molecule: messenger RNA, 894 nt
Organism: Aplosporella prunicola CBS 121167
Lineage: Eukaryota; Fungi; Ascomycota; Dothideomycetes; Botryosphaeriales; Aplosporellaceae
Exons: 4
Coding region: 1-894 (297 amino acids)
Source: RefSeq, a predicted model, not a curated record
AUGUCAGUAUAUUCGGCAGACAUAGAGACGAGUACUCAAAGACCGGAAUACCUCGAAGGCUUCACCGAUUUCGCGGAAUUUCUAGGCAGCAGCCGCGACCUUGCACUGUACCGAAGAUUCGACGUAUUAGCGGCUCGAAACCUACUCUACGUCCAAGGCGAACUACUCGCGAUCGAAGCCUCUCUAAGGGAAUAUGACGAGAGAGACAAAAAGAUAGUCUUCAAAGGAAAUGGCAUUUCGCCUGAGGCAAUGAACGUUUUGGAGGCGGCCAAGGACUGGCAGUCCUUCUCGCGACAUUCGCAAACCGACCCAGCGCAGGAGCAAAAGAUGAAAAAGGUCCUUGAGCUUCGGCAGGUCCUAAAGGAAUAUCAGGAAGCGCUCGUCUUGCAUAGUACGGUCUUGCAGUUGCCAUCGCCGGAGAACCAUACCCUGGAGGUUGUUAAAAAAUGGUUUGAGAGGAAAACUCCUUUCAUAAGCCAUGGACGAAGCUUAUUCGACAAUACCUAUGAUAUUGCAAGCCUGCGGCCUCCGGAGGACUGCGACCGCUUGUCACGGUCUAUCCAAUCAAUGUUCGGGUAUUUCUUUCGGGAGCCACGACCCGUACCUCGAUCCUGGGGAGACAACUAUUACUACCCAGAACAGGGUGUGGCGAAACUCGUAUCCAUCAUCACUGUUCUGAUAGCCACCAUGCUACUAUUCGGUGCCAUUGCUGCCCUUAACUUCGCAUCACCUAGAAACCAUGGCUUGAGGUUAGGCAUCAUUGGGGGGUUUACCUUUGUUUUCGCCAUCACCGUGGGCAUCCUCACAACCGCAAAACGAUCUGAGCUUUUUACUGCUGUUGCUGGAUACUCUGCCGUGCUGGUUGUGUUUGCAACAGUGAACGUGGAGUCGUAG